This is a messenger RNA of Didymella exigua CBS 183.55, 1167 nucleotides long. RefSeq lists its product as uncharacterized. Lineage: Eukaryota; Fungi; Ascomycota; Dothideomycetes; Pleosporales; Didymellaceae. Bases 1 to 1167 code for a protein of 388 amino acids. The transcript has 3 exons. The record is from RefSeq and is a predicted model, not a curated record.
AUGUGCUACGUGCACUACUCGCCUGACGAAGAAGAGUACUAUGGCCUCCCGGGGCCCGGACCCAGACCUCUUCCGCGCUUGACGUGGGCCGUUCCAGUAGACGCAGCCGAGCUUGGUGCCAGCCUAGAAACCUUUGAAAUGCUCCUACCGCCAGUGCACAUGUUCCGCUUGUGCCAUCGCACUGGCAGUGGGCCGCUCGCCACCAUGCCCCAGGAGAUUCUCGACCUCGUUAUCGAAGCUCUGUACCAAUCCACCAAAGCCGACAUUAUGCUCGAAUGGAUUGCGCAGUUUAAAUGCUUUCAGGGACGAUGCAGAAAGACUCAACAUGUCUCGCUGGAAGUUGAUGAAAUCGAAGCCAUUUGGGCCGAGGUGUACGGCAAUCUACAACCAUGCUGUACGCACCACGAUAAAGGCAAAGGCUUGCGUCCAGAUGACUACGAUCUCGACGAGAAGCUAGAGAUGAUAGGCAACGACAUUGGUGACUGGAUGCACGAGGAGAUUUUUGAAGCACACGAGGCAGCGCGUCAGCAAUGGCUUGACAUGACUUGUCUCUGCCGGGCUCAAUCUGCUCAGUACACAGACCUGAAGACGUUUGCAGCUAGCCAGAAGAUUCUCAAGUCGCAUUUCGGUCUAGAUGCCACAUUUCUUCACGAGGCUUUCUCAGAUCGUAUGGUGCAAUUCCUUCCAGAUGUCCAUGGCCCUUUGAGUGCAGGAUAUUACACAUCCUGCUUCCUGGUCCUUCCUACGGGCAGUCACGAAAAUGCUGCACCACGGAGUCGCACACAAGCUCAUCAGAAUCGCGCUUUCCUCAAAAGCGAUUCUCGGCUUGCAUUCCAUCAGAAAAUUGAUCGCACAAGCCUGGAUCUCAGCGACGAACAGACAUCAAGGUUCGCUAGGGCCCUGCGGAUCCUUGACAUCCAGCCGUCUUUCCACCUGACCGAACUCGAGCCUAGUCUGGACCCAUCGAGCAAAGACGGCAUCCUUUCGAAGAUCAGCGACAAACAACUAAGCGGCUGCCCUCAGGUCUCAACAUCAUCUUCAACAAAGAAGAAACUAGCGCUGAAGCGAUACCUUGACCAAAAGAACAAAGAAGUCGGACAACAACAGUGGCCACAAUUUAUGUUGAUGGCUGCUUCAGACGUGGUGGGACCAGUAGGCACGAGUUGA